GUUUAAUGAAUUUCAUCAUCCUGCGGUAGUUUACUGCCAACCGUCUAUCCGUUCGGAAGUUUAGAAAACUUGACAAAAUGCAUACCCGUGAUAAAUUGAAGCCCAUCAACCGGGAAGAUUGGCCUGCGCUGAGGGAUAUGUUCCAAAGUGAGUGGCCGCAGCACGAACUUGGAUACAACACCAUCCAAAACUACAUCAACUGGGUGGCCAUCGAUCCGAAGAUAAAACAGUUGCAGAUACUGGGACUGAACGAUAAUUGGCGGGACAAUGGAACGUUUAUUGUUGUCGAUCGAUAUCAAAUUUACAUGUAUAGUCUGGAUGAGUCCGGUGAUUCAUUGAAAAGAGCUCUCUUGCUGCUGGAUUGGGACUACAGUUACCUGAUCGUCAGCGCACAAGAGUCCAAACGUGAAGUAAUAAGGGAAGCGCUUAGAUCAUGUAAUGUGGAUUUCCAAUGGGAAGCCGAUAGCAUCAAGUACGAGCUUCUGAAGGAGGAUUGUCUCAAACUGGAAGUAUCGUUGCCUGCCGGUUUACAUCUGAAAAAACUUGAUGUGAAGCACGCUCGUAUCGCGAACAAUGUUUGGCCAUGGCGACACGAAGGGUCUGAAUAUUUUCUUAAGCGGAUCGCAGCUUGGAAUACGUCGAUUGGGCUGUUUAACGAAUCUGGGGAAAUGUUGGCAUGGAGUUUUGUGUGGCCAACGGGGGCGAUUGGGCCGCUAGAGGUGGCGAAGGAUCACUUUCGGAAAGGAUACGGAACGCUGAUUACGAAAGCCAUUGCAAGGGAGGUGGCCAAGGUUGGAUUGAAUUGCUAUGGAACGGUGGUCAGCACAAACGCGCCCUCCAUUGCCAUGUUUAACAAACUCGGAUUUCAACGACUGGAGACUACGUAUUAUGUUCGAACCUUUGCUAAGAAGCUGGUCGAGUAUGAUCACUAAAAUGUUUUACCCAUAACCUUAACCAUUUUUAAAGAUUGAUCUGUUAUUAAUAAAUGUGAAAUGUGGUGUUGUAUGUGUAUUGAUUACCAACUGAACAAAUAUAUUAAAUAAUGCUUAAAUUCAAACAA
Messenger RNA from Armigeres subalbatus, 1060 nucleotides. RefSeq lists its product as uncharacterized. The transcript has 2 exons. Gene Ontology annotation, molecular function: acyltransferase activity, transferring groups other than amino-acyl groups. The record is from RefSeq and is a predicted model, not a curated record. The coding region runs from base 78 to 932 and encodes 284 amino acids. NCBI's taxonomy places the organism in Eukaryota, Metazoa, Arthropoda, Insecta, Diptera, Culicidae.